Messenger RNA from Sorghum bicolor (sorghum), 2885 nucleotides. Its product is annotated as protein ROOT PRIMORDIUM DEFECTIVE 1. NCBI's taxonomy places the organism in Eukaryota, Viridiplantae, Streptophyta, Magnoliopsida, Poales, Poaceae. Gene Ontology annotation, molecular function: RNA binding. The transcript has 3 exons. Bases 314 to 1828 code for a protein of 504 amino acids. The record is from RefSeq and is a predicted model, not a curated record.
AAUCUUGAAAAAUUUUGCGUUUUUGGGUGGAAGUAAACAAGGCCUAACUCAAAUUACCUCUGUGAGAUUCGUCUGAUUUAUCUGCAGUCUAUCAGAUGAACUACGGACGCAAGUUAACGAAUCACCAGCAUCGCAGAAAUUACACACCAGGGUCCGGGGACGAAUCAGAGGCUUGGAAAUUGGAAAUCGUCUUCAAAAAAUCAAAGUGUAGGGGAUCGAAAAGAAAAGAAAACAGAACAAAACCCCUUGCGCUCCCCUAUCCGGUCAUGAAUCGUCAUCCCUGUCGAAACCUCGUCCGCCGGUUCCCGUCGCCAUGGUGGUGGUGGCGCCCUCCUCCGCAUGCUCCUUCCUGCUCGCGCACCCGUCCGGCCCCGCGCGCCCUCGCCGUCCCCACCCCAUGAACUCGACCGCCAAACCCCUCUCCCAUACCCUCACCAUCCGCUGCGCCGCCACAACCGCGGCGGGGCGCCCGGGACCCCCACCGCCGAAGCUCCCGGGACCCCCACCGCUGCCACCGCCGAAGCUGGUCCGCUGCGCUGCUCUCGACCGCCAGGCGGCGCGCGCAAGCCGCCUCCGCUUCGUGCGCAAGCUCCUCACCCUCCUCCUCUCCAAGCCACGCCAUUUCCUCCCGCUCCGCGUGCUCAACCGCUGCCGCCGCUUCCUCGGCCUCCCGCGCCGCGGCCGCCCGCUCAUCCCCAUGGUCCUCCGAUACCCGGCCCUCUUCCGCCUCUUCCAGGCCCAUACCUCCCUCCCGCUCUCCCCGUCCCUCUCCACCCUCGCGGUCGGGCUCACUCCCGCCGCCGAGGCGCUCGCCGCCGACCUUGCCGCGCUCCGCGCCACCAGCACAGGCGCAGACGCGCUCGCCGCCAAGAUCCACCGCCUCCUCCUUAUGACCCCGCGCGGAAGCAUUCCGGUGAACAGGCUCGUCCACCUCGCCCCCGACCUCGGCCUCGCCAUGGACUUCCGCGCGACGCUUUGCCCCCGCCACCCGGACCUCUUCAGACUCGUGAACACCUCCCGCGGCCAUGCACUCAAGCUCGCCGAUCCCCCGCCAACGCCGCCUCCGCCGCCCCUCUCUCUUCGCCCCGCCGCGACGCCCGACCGCCUCAUGGACAGGCCGCGGAGGUUUCCGCACCUCCCGCUCCGCCGCGGGCUUAACCUCCGCCGCGCGCACAGGGACUACCUCCUGCGGUUCCAUAGCCUUCCCAAGGUGUCCCCGUUCGAGCAGCUGGAUGAGGGCGCUAGCCUGGAGAUGUUGGAGCGGCGGGCGUGUGCCGUGGUGCGGGAGGUGCUGGCCAUGACGGUGGAGAAGCGGACGCUCGUGGAUCACCUCACGCACUUCAGGAAAGACUUUGGGUUGCCAAACAGGCUGCGCGCCAUGCUGGUACGACAUCCAGAGCUGUUCUAUGUCAGUGUGAACGGGGUGCGACAUUCAGUGUUCCUUGUGGAGGCGUUUGGUGAUGAUGGGAGGCUCCUAGUGGAGGAUGAGAUGCUGGUUGGGAGGGAUAGGCUAGAGGAGCUUGUUCGGGAGGGAAAGCGGAUGCGGCGUGCUCGGAAGAAAGGCCUUCUCACGUUUGAUGGUGACAGUGAUGAGGAUGAAGAUGAUGAGGCAGCAGAAGAGGAAGGUUCAUUAGAGGUGGAUGAUGAGUUUGGGGACUUGUUUGAGGAUGGUAUAAUUGGGGAGGAUUGGGAGGAAGUAGGCGAUGGAGGUAGAAGUGAGGCAUAUGAAGAGUACGAUGCUGAAUUGGGUGAGACAGAGGAGUUUUGGGUCAAGAAGGCUGUGGCUCAAGGACUGGUUGAUGAUGGUAAUGAGCAGGAUGUUUGGUGAGCGCAUCAGCUUGUGAGACUUUGCUCAGGAAGUUAACGAAGAUUGAGAAUUCCUCAAGUGUGCUUUCUCAGCAAUGCACAUAAACCAGUAAGCAUCGGUACAUAUCCCGGUAUCUUGGACCUCUUGGUCCCAUUUGCCGCCUGUCUGUUGCUACUUGCAAGGGGCUAGUCAGUGUCCAAGGGCCUAGCGCGCUUUGGAACUUUGGAAAGACAAAGAGAUGAAGCGGCUCCGUUAUCCUCUGUUACUUUUGUUAUGGAGAGGAGCUAGAUGGACAGUCGCGAUGUCGAGGACAUGCGUCCUCCUGGGUCCUAACGGUUCGUUUAUACCCCAUCCCACUUCCUCCAGCAGUCCAACAGAGAUUCAGCCAUGGCGGACGCCGACCUUGGAUGAACUGCCGGUGAUUCACUGAGGGGAUGGAUGCUCUCAGGAUUCAAGUUAUGGAAAGCGCCGUACCUUUCCUUAUGGGGUCCUCCGCCCCUGUGGAGCUCGUCGUGGCUUGGGCAGGGCCGUGGAGGACUGGUGUAGGUUUGAUCCAGAGCAUGCAUGGUCUUGGACUGAGCGACGACAACCCAGAAGGCGGAGGAGGCCAGGAUUGAGCGGCGACGUACAAGGCUAGGGGAAGAAGAUUGAUUGGUGGUCGAUUGCGAGGCAAUGACGACUCCUUUCCUAGGCGGAGUCCCCCACCGCGUGAUGUUGACGCUCGCAAUGAAGGAACGGCGGCGGCUGCCUCACGCGUGACGUGUAAAGCUCUGUUCUCCAUGCGCCGGAUUCUCCACGGGCACAGAUAGUGGUGUUUUUGUUGAAGGCGUUAAAGUUUAACAUGUGCUAUAGUUUUUUUGUUUUAUUUGGUAAUUAGUGUUCAAUUAUAGAUUAAUUAGGCUUAAAAGAUUCGUUUCGUAUAUAUAUUCAAAUAUUAAGACGGAAGUUAAAGUUUACCGAUGUAAACGAAAUAGGACCUUAGAGGGUGUUUGGUUGGGGAUGAUCUUUGUUUAAAUCCAUUCUUUUUUGGAUUUUGAGCCUGUAGCAUUUUUGUUUUUAUUUAACAAACAUUAUUCAA